AUGCGGUCUCUACUCUCACUCGCCACCCUUCCGCUCUUAGCCCUCGCCGCCCCACCUUCUUCUCCAACAAUAACGCGCAUCGUCUUCUCUGGCUCAGGAUGUCCUAAUGACUCGGGUUCCGUCAAGACAGAUAGCGCAACUCUCAGUGACACCGCCGGCGUCUCCUUCACGCAACUCAAGGGCGACUCAACAGACAACUGUGCUGUGCACAUUGAGUCGGCCGGGGCUAGUUCCGGCUGGCAGGUCGCUGUCCGACAGGUUGAUUAUGUCGGCGAUGUCAACUUGAAGGGAAACAGUGGGCUGGAUACGUACACGCAGGUCUUCUGGAGUGAGAAUGCUGGGAAUACUGGCGUACUUACCGGCGGUCUUACAUGCGCAGGUCCUGAGAUCAAAGACUACAUCACUCGAUUCAUGGCGGACAUCCGCAAUAGGCAGCCAUGCAACCUCACCUUUCAACUAGCAGUACUUCUAUUGUUGAAUCGAAUCAAUACUGACUUGACGCAACACACAAUUCCAGCGAUGCAAAACACUUCAGCUGAGUUGGUUUUUAGGGCCUUUAUAGAGGACAAGUUCUGCUUCGCCCUUCCCCUUGAUCUCGUGGACAACAGAAUCGAAGCUCAUGCCCCUAUACGUCAAUAUCAUGAGUCUUUUCAACUAGAGCUGAAUGAGCUUGAAAGCAACCUCGAUACAUCGAAGCCAGCCUAUAUCGUUCUCCGCCGUGGCGACUCGCUCACAUUCAUCACAUAUGUGCCAUACCGUGCCAAGGAAAAACUUCGAAACCUUUUUCUCGAACGCAGACACAGUGUCGUACAACAACUCGGCGCAAGGUAUAUAUCAUACUCAAUUAUAUGUAAGGAAAUUGCGGAGAUCACAGAUGCUCGAUCCUGGGUAGAACGAGACGCAGAAGCUCUCUCAUUGAGUACUAAAAGGAUCCAAUGCGAUAAAACGCAGUCAUGUGGUUGCUCUGAGCAUAGUAAGAGUGAUCUGGAAGACGUGGAAUACAGGAAGAACAAAUGUCGGCUUUGUGAUCGUCGCAUGAAGAACAAGAUCUCUUCUGAAGCUCUGGAGGCACUGAGGGAGCUACAGACUCCAUGUACAGCCGUGCAGACGUUCGUUGACGUCGCCACCGAAACUCUCGAACUGAGCUACAUCAGGAACGGCAUCAUCCCCGAACAUGUCGCAGCGACACUCCCGAAUGAUAGGCCCAGCUUUACCUUCUAUCGCCAUCCAGAUACCCAGCUACUCUACUUCAUAUUCCAUUCCCCCGACGAUGCCACAGUCCAGGAGCGUAUGAAGCACAUAAUGGCUAUACCAGGCCUCAUCAACGUUCACUCUCAUGAUCGAAAUGUUCAUGUAGAUCAGAAGAUCGAAAUACACGAUCCAGAUGACUUGGUUUUCGAAGCCAAAGAUGAGCGUAUUGGCAGAUUUAGGAGCGUAUAUUUAAGGAACAAGUUCGAAGGAACGGAGAGCACGUACGACAAUCUGGAAGCAGACAAGAUCUUUUAUGACAAGGUCAGAUAG
Molecule: messenger RNA, 1521 nt
Organism: Alternaria burnsii
Lineage: Eukaryota; Fungi; Ascomycota; Dothideomycetes; Pleosporales; Pleosporaceae
Exons: 5
Coding region: 1-1521 (506 amino acids)
Biological process (GO): actin filament depolymerization; barbed-end actin filament capping
Cellular component (GO): cytoplasm; actin filament
Molecular function (GO): actin filament binding; actin monomer binding
Source: RefSeq, a predicted model, not a curated record